Molecule: messenger RNA, 1626 nt
Organism: Rasamsonia emersonii CBS 393.64
Lineage: Eukaryota; Fungi; Ascomycota; Eurotiomycetes; Eurotiales; Trichocomaceae
Product: Mevalonate kinase
Exons: 1
Coding region: 1-1626 (541 amino acids)
Biological process (GO): isoprenoid biosynthetic process; ergosterol biosynthetic process
Cellular component (GO): cytoplasm
Molecular function (GO): ATP binding; mevalonate kinase activity
Source: RefSeq, a predicted model, not a curated record
AUGCAGAAUGGCCACGGACGCAAGAAGCACGGCAGCGUGAGGGCCUCCAAGAACAAGCACAAAAAAACUGCCUCUGAGCUGCAGGUGCGCAUCAAGGCGGCGAAUGACGCGCACAGUCAACACAGCCAUAACAGCACCAGCGACGACAGCGCCGACAACUCAGACGGCAUCCUGACCACCUCCACCGCCAGCCCCAACGCGAAGACAACCUCGACCACGUCCUCGAAAACGUCAGACAGGAUGAUGCGAAAGCCCUCGUCGCCAAUGGCCCCGCCGUUCAUGGUGUCGGCGCCCGGCAAGGUCAUUGUUUUCGGCGAGCACGCCGUCGUCCACGGCAAGGCAGCCAUGGCCGCGGCCAUCUCGCUGCGCUCCUAUCUCCUCGUCACCACGCUCUCCAAAUCCCACCGCACCGUCACGCUCAAUUUCCGCGACAUUGGCCUGGACCACACGUGGGACAUUGACGCGCUGCCCUGGGACCUGUUCCACCAUCCCUCCAAGAAGAAGUUCUACUACGACCUCGUCACCUCCCUCGACCCGGAGCUCCUCGACGCCGUCAAGCAGCACGUCGCGGACGUGUCGAAAGACAAGCCGGACGAAAUACGCAAGAUCCACCAGAGCUCGGCCACCGCGUUCCUAUAUCUCUUUCUCUCGCUGGGCUCCCCGGAGUCGCACGCCGCCAUCUACACCCUCCGCUCGACCAUCCCCAUCGGCGCCGGUCUGGGCAGCAGUGCCAGUGUCUGCGUCUGUCUCAGCACCGCGCUGCUGCUGCAGAUCCGCACGCUGGCGGGGCCGCAUCCUGACCAGCCGCCGGACGAGGCGGAGGUCCAGAUUGAACGGAUCAACCGGUGGGCGUUUGUGGGCGAACUAUGCAUCCACGGAAACCCCAGUGGCGUGGACAACACCGUGUCGUCGGGGGGCAAGGCAGUCCUGUUCCGACGGGGAGACUAUUCCAAACCGCCCACGGUCACGUCUCUGCCCAAUUUCCCCGAAUUGCCUUUACUGCUGGUGAACACGCGACAGUCCCGGUCGACAGCCACGGAGGUCGCCAAGGUCGGGGCGCUGCGAAAGGCACACCCGGAAGUGACAGACAAGAUGCUGGACACGAUCGACCAGGUGACUACGUCGGCGCACACGCUGAUCUCGUCGCCAGAAUUCGAGAACAAUCGCGACGCGGCGCUCGAGCAAUUCGGGACGCUAUUCCGCAUCAACCACGGACUGCUGGUGUCGCUGGGUGUUUCCCACCCGCGUCUCGAACGGAUCCGCGAGCUGAUCGACUACGGGAAUAUCGGGUGGACCAAACUGACCGGCGCAGGGGGCGGCGGCUGCGCGAUCACGCUGCUGCGGCCCGACGCAGAUAAGGACGCGAUCCGCGAGCUCGAAGCGAAGCUCGACGAGGAAGACUUCGAGCGCUACACGACGACGCUGGGCGGGGACGGCGUCGGCGUGCUGUGGCCGGCCGUGCUCCGCAACGGCACCGACGAGGAAGGCGGCGAGGAGAUCGACCAGCAGAAGUUCGAGAACGCCGUGGGCAACGACGGCAUCGAGCGGCUGGUUGGCGUGGGAGGCGGCGGGCAGAAGCGUGAUGGAUGGAAGUUCUGGAAGCGAGCUGGAAGCUGGACGCGAUAG